GCACAUGCGGUUUUUUAUGCGAGAGAAGAAGAAGUCUGGGGGAUCUCCAGGAAACAUCUCUUGGAUUUCAGUAGGCCUUAUGAGGCUGAAAGAUGGUGUACUGAAGACUGUAAGAGGAACAGUACUUCCCCUUUUGAUGCGACCAGAGUCGGAUGCGGACGAAUUGCAGAGAGCUGCUGAGCAAAAAAUGAAGACCUUCGACAGAAAUUUACAUGGCGGUCCCUACGUACUGCUCUACCCUGACGGUACAAAGAUAACUACUAUACCAGGAACAGAAGUACCCUUCACUCUAAACGAGUACAAAGAAGUAGUGGGGAAGGCCUACCAACGUAUCACACUGUACAUUUGUACAGCUGAAGAUUUCUUUACAUCUUCUCAGGAAACCAGCUCUGAAUCCAACUCAUCGGAUUCAGAGGUGAUCAUCAUGAGUCCAACUUCUGCAGAAUUCAAUGCAGCUGAUACAUUAGUAUGGGAACCUGCAGAUGGAGAGUCAGGCACUGAUUCAGCAGCUCCGGUCUUAUUUUCUGACUCACAAGAGGGCCCAGGAACAUCAGGAGGUGUGCUGGAAACUGCGUGCUAUAGCAAAUAUACUCAGCUGUAUGCGCCCAUUGUAAUAGAGGAUAAGGAUGACUCAGACAGUGUUGAGUGCAGUCAUGACAUUCCAGAGGAUACAAAGGUGGACCAGCAAUCACUUUCUGAGAUAACUGCAAACCUGGCCCUAGAGAUUGACCAUCGAGCUGUCAGCAGAUUUAACAUCUGUCGCUCGAACAUCUGGGAUGGAGCAGUCAGAGGAUUCAAAAGGGCAACAUUCUCAGAAAAGAAAGACAUCCUGGUGAAAUUCUCUGACGAUGAAGGGAGGUUUGAGGAAGGUCUCGAUACAGGUGGCCCCAAGAGAGAAUUCCUCUCCCUUCUCAUGAAAGAGCUGAACAAACGGCCCAUAUUUGAUGGACCUGUGGAGAGCCGCUACCUGGUCUACAAUUCAACAGAUUCAGAAUUCACCCUCAGUGGAGAUCCUUCAGGACUUGAUGAUACGGAACAGUGCCAUGUUGCAGACUGCUGGGUGCUUCAGACAUGUCAGGUCAUGUGAAGAAAAAAAAAUGAUUGUAGAGGAUUACCUGAAGUGGUACAUAAUCCACAGGAACAACACUGCAAUCGAAAGAUUCAAGGCUGGACUUGAAAGUUUGCAGUUUCUGACAGCUCUGCAGCAGCAUCCGACGGUUCUGACCCCUGCUCUCUGUCAUGCCGAUAUGAAGCUGUCUGCUGCAGAGAUGGAAAAUCUGUUCCAGCCUGAAUUUAGUCAA
Messenger RNA from Gymnodraco acuticeps, 1301 nucleotides. RefSeq lists its product as uncharacterized. Gene Ontology annotation, molecular function: ubiquitin-protein transferase activity. The record is from RefSeq and is a predicted model, not a curated record. NCBI's taxonomy places the organism in Eukaryota, Metazoa, Chordata, Actinopteri, Perciformes, Bathydraconidae. The transcript has 9 exons. The coding region runs from base 5 to 1087 and encodes 360 amino acids.